Anopheles merus is the source of this 2734-nucleotide messenger RNA. It is a transcript of the gene spz3, whose product is annotated as protein spaetzle 3. NCBI's taxonomy places the organism in Eukaryota, Metazoa, Arthropoda, Insecta, Diptera, Culicidae. Gene Ontology annotation, biological process: innate immune response; regulation of Toll signaling pathway; central nervous system formation. The record is from RefSeq and is a predicted model, not a curated record. The transcript has 7 exons. Bases 715 to 2427 code for a protein of 570 amino acids. Gene Ontology annotation, cellular component: extracellular region. Gene Ontology annotation, molecular function: Toll binding; growth factor activity.
GAGAUUCGUUUCAUUGCGCAUCGUCAGCUGGUAGUGGCAGGACGCGCGCUCGUUGGCUGUCCGCAAACUGAACUGUACUAAGCGAACUGAAAAAAAAACAGUCGCGAAACGCGUGUGUUCUGUGCGUCCCAGUGUUCGUACCAGUGUCAUUGUGACAAAUUCCUAUUUGUUCCAAAGUUCUACCCGAAGGGUGGUGGUGUUGAGUGGUGGUGAGUGCUACGAGUGGUUUGGAGAUACGCGAGCGCUGAGCUUAGUGCGGCUUAGUGUGUGUGGCCGGUUGACCUCCUUUGUUUUAGUGCGCCAAUUACACUACACCCCGCUCGUUGAAGUUCAUUGUCGAUUGAGGGGGGGUUGAAACGGGAAAAUUUAAACAAAAGGAGGUAGGCGGGCACCCUUAGAGGCGGUUGAAGCAGCAGCAGCAGCAGUAGCCGCAAUAGCAGCAACAUCAACAGCAUCAACUGACCCCCAAAUCCCGAGCUAAUAAAGCUGCAACGAACGAGUGAUUGAGAGUGUUCCUGAGGAUCUAAUAUUGUGUUUUGUCCUAGUGAUGUGACAAUUGUGAGUUCCGUUUUAUGUGCUGCCAAUAGAAUGGCCUUAUGUAGCCACAAAGUGUCCCUAAGCAUAGCAAGUACAUUGAAGCGUUUGUGUCCGUGUUUGAGCAAGUGUUGCCAGUGAGUAAUAACGGUGCUCCCCAAAGUGAAGUGGAUCGAAACCAUGGCGCUAGUGAACUAUACCCUGCCCUUUGGCAACAUUCAGGCCCCGACGUGGGCCACCGCAAGUCCGCUGCAAAACCAGCACGCCUCGGCUGUGAACAAUCUGCUGUACGGUCCCGCCGGUCAUCAGGGCGACGAUCAGGACUACUACAAAAAUGCACCCUAUGCACCACCGCAGCGGCAAGCAAAGCAAUCUCCUCAGCAGCAGCAACACUCUAUUCAGUACCGACAGACGCCCCGCAACAACUACUUGCCUCCUCCAUCGUUCGUACCGCCCGGCGCUAACUAUUCACCCGGACCGACGCCACCUCCGCAAGCACAGCAAUCCCCGCCGGCGCCGGGUCGAACGUACGGUGAAGGUUCGUACGCGGACGGCAGCCCAACGAACGGGGGCACCCCAGCUCAGCAGCAGCAGCAGCAACCCGCACAGCAACCACCACCGGCACAGCAGCCCGCCUACUACGAGUACUCGUCGGGGAGCUACGCCACGCAACCGGGGCGCCCGUUUGCGGAGCAGCACGCCAACCCGGAGACCGGGACGAACUAUCGCAGCAGUACGCCGCAGCAGGCGGCGGCACCGGCCCCGCCGGCGGUACCGCGAACGCCCGCGAACGUUCAGGGCGGCGCCGGCAGCUACGUCCAGCGGCCGGCCGUGUUUGCGAGCGUGGGACCGGCCGGGACGCGCACCUCCAUCCAUCCGGUGCUGGACUACGACGAGGAGGACGAUGACGAUUACUACGACGAAGCGGUGGAGGUGACUCCGAUUGUUGGGAUCUCAGAUAAUCGUAAAAACUCUCGCAUGCCAACAGUCACACCGAUCCAGGGGCCCAUAUUUAUAAAGAAUGGGACCGUUCCUGUCGUGCCAUUAUUCGCCUAUCCUCAAGUCAGCAACGGAACGUUCAUCCAAAUACCGAUCUGGUGGACAGCUUUAUCCGUCGCGCUCGGGCUCAGCAUUCACGGAGAUGUCAUCAGAGGUGUUCCCUGCAUAAAGAAGUACCAUCAACUGUUCUGCCCGACGGCGGGCAAUACCUAUCCUAGCGACAAGAUUGAGAUGUUCAUCGACGAGAACAAAGCACUAAUGAAGCGAAUGUACGGUGACUUCGAGAUGGCAUCACGGUUACCAUCGGCCGGGCCGGGGCGGAAGCGAAAGCGGAGCACGCCCGGCGACCCGUACGACGAUGGCGACGACUUUACGCUGCUGCCCGAGCUGAUGGACCUGUACGGGGAGCCGGGCGGCGAGGUACGGAUCGGGGGCGACUCGUACUUCAGCAAGCUGCGCAAGAAGCGCCAGAACACCAGCUCCAGGGGCAGCAAUAACGGAGGGCGUGGGGGAAGCUCCAGCAGCGGAGGAUCGGGCACGAACGCACGCCAGACGGCCACACCGGCGAAUGGAAAUGGGGGUGGCACGGGCGAAUCCAACACGGGCAGGGUUGAUGCGUGCGAAUCGAAGAUCGAGAUAGUGACGCCAUACUGGGCGACGAAUUCGGCCGGCAAGGUGCGCGCCAUCGUCAACACGCAGCACUUUGAGCAGGCGAUCCACCAGGAAGUGUGUUCCAGUAAAACCCAAACGAACCGUUGCUCCGGCGACUGUGGCUGUGAGCAGAAGUACAAAUGGCACCGACUGCUAGCGUACGAUCCGGACAACGACUGUAAGGGCAUCUUUAUGGACUGGUUCCUGUUUCCGUCCUGCUGCGUCUGCCGGUGCAAUCCUUAGCUGCUGCGCGCCUUGUCACACCUGUGGUCCGGGGAGACACCAAAUUGAAUUGAGAUUUUUGUUUAUUCGUCUGUUAGAGGGAGAGAGAGGAUGAGCCCAAACCAACCAAGUCCAAGGGUGUGUAAGACACCAUCGCUCUGCGUUCCGACGCACUUUUAGCUUGUAUCGCUUUCUUUUCCAAUUUCUUUCCAUUUUUACGCUGUAUGUGUUAUUUUGUAAAGCAUCAUCUAUCCGUUUUUACUCUGCUCUCAAGCAUAACAAUAAAUGUGGAAACUACUUACUGCGAGUGAAGUGCAGUUGCGUGUGG